Hermetia illucens (black soldier fly) is the source of this 3033-nucleotide messenger RNA. RefSeq lists its product as uncharacterized. Bases 103 to 2913 code for a protein of 936 amino acids. Gene Ontology annotation, biological process: carbohydrate transport; transmembrane transport. NCBI's taxonomy places the organism in Eukaryota, Metazoa, Arthropoda, Insecta, Diptera, Stratiomyidae. The record is from RefSeq and is a predicted model, not a curated record. The transcript has 14 exons. Gene Ontology annotation, molecular function: sugar transmembrane transporter activity. Gene Ontology annotation, cellular component: membrane.
AGUUGGCCUUACUACAUGGGAGAACGUUCUGUGCGCUGCCUCUGCGCUUAGUCCCAUAUAAAAUUAAAAGUCGUGCUUCAAAAUUAUAAUUUGGAGAAGAAAAUGGUUUCAAGUGAGCGUGACUUCUACGGGAAAUAUAAGUUCCAAAUUUUAUCAACAUUUGCAGCGAAUCUUCUCUCUCUUUGUUAUGGAGCGUUUGCAGGGUGGCCAUCUGCCGCUUUUCUGUUGUUUCAGUCUGCAGACUCACCCUUUGAAGGUGGACCACUCACAACUAAUGAGAUAUCUUGGAUCGGCUCCAUUCUCUGCAUUGGUGGAUUGUUGGGAAAUCUUUUCUUCGGCUGGUUAUCAGACAAAUUAGGCAGAAAGUUACCUAUGCUACUGGCGGUUUUACCGAUGUUGAUAAGCUGGAUUCUUAUCAUUUUGGCUAAGAACGCUGUAUACUUAAUUUUCGCACGAUUUCUAGGUGGCUUCGCUGGCGGAGCUAUUUUUAUUUUGGUACCUCUUUAUGUUACUGAAAUUUCAGAAGAUCGGAUACGAGGCUCCCUUGGAUCAUGCUUAAUUUUAUUUUGGAACUUGGGAAUGCUACUCGCUUUUAUCUCAGGGAAUUAUAUGUCGUACAAUACUAGUCCAUACAUUUAUAUAGGACUCAUAAUUGUAUUCUUGAUUCUGUUUAUGUUCUUACCAGAAUCUCCAAUUUAUCUGAUGAAGUCACGGAAGGAAAUGGAAGCCGAAAAAUCGCUGCGAUACUACAGGAACCUCCGAAAAAUAUCUCAACCGCCAGAGGGCUUCAAAACAGAAAUGGAGAAACUAAAGUGUGAAUAUAUUGAGGAGAAAAGCGGAAGCGACGACACAGCAUUGAGUUGGAGUGACUUCAACAAUCCAGUGGCAAGACGAGUUAUAGUGAUAGGCAUAGCAUUGAUGGCCCUAAAUCAAUUCUGUGGGUGUUUCGCCAUGGUCAACUACACCGCCACGAUAUUCGAAAUAUCAGGAUCAUCGUUGUCUCCCAAUAUGUCAGCUAUCAUUGUGGGUAUCAUUCAGUUAGUGGGCUCCUAUGUUUCAACCUUGCUUGUGGAAAGAGCUGGCCGGAAACUCCUGCUGAUAGUUUCAGCUUUUGGAACUGGUUUUGGACAUAUUAGCCUAGGGAUGUUUUGCUACUUGAAGGUGCUUGGCUGCAACGUGGAAAGCUUCAAGUGGGUCCCCAUUGCAAGUUUUUCGUUGGUCAUAUUUGCGGCUUCUUGGGGUGUCCUGACACUGCCCUUCAUGAUGUUGACAGAGAUAACACCUGUAAAAAUCCGGAGUCUCACUGUAUCCUUCUGCAUGGUUACUCUUUGGAUUUUUGCAUUUAUUCUGGUCAAGUAUUUUCCAAUUGUCGCGGCAAUUUUGGAACUACAUGGAUGUCUUUUCAUAUUCGCUGCCUGCUGUUUUUCUGGCGCGUUAUUUGUAUUAAUUUUCGUUCCUGAGACAAAAGGAAAAAGCUUAGAAUCGAUUUUAGCAUUUAUUGAAGAGAGGACAAAAAAUUUACCUGACAUACUACAGACGAAAAGACGCCUGAAAAAUAUGAAUCGGUUGAAUUAUGAAUUGAGCAUUCUAACAUUUACCCAUGGAAAUGCAAAUUCGUGGUCUGCAACGGCAAUUCCUCUGCUGCAGUCAGAGAACACGCCUAUCUCAACUGGCCCAAUAACGAUGGAAGAGGCUUCCUGGAUUGGCUCCCUGGUGUGCAUCGGUGGAUUAACUGGCAACUUCCUUGGGGGGAUACUGAUCAACAUCAUUGGCCAGAAGAAAGUUCUUAUGUUAAUCAUCAUCCCCCAUGUGGUCCUGUGGUUAACCUUGAUAUAUGGUAACCUAGUAUGGCACCUAUACCUUGCUCGGACCGUUAGUGGAUUGGCUGGAGGUCUGUUGUACGUAGCGAUACCAACAUAUAUAGCGGACAUUGCAGACAAUAAGAUUCGUGGAACAUUAGGAUCAGCUUUCAUGUUUGCCAUAAACGGUGGCAUGCUCUCCGGGUAUACCCUUGGCGCAUACGUUAGCUAUGGACUUUUUCCUCAGAUAUUGUUUGGAUUUUCGGCUGUAUGCCUUCUAGUCCUGUUUCGUUUACCAGAAACACCUCAGUAUUUAAUUAAAAGGAAAAGAUACGAAGAUGCCGAAAAAUCCUUGAACUUCUACAGGAAUAUUAAACAAGCAACAAAGACAGAGAAGGAUGAGUUUGUUGAAUAUCUUAAAAAUUUGACGAAAACGAUUGAAGGAAGUGAUGAAUCGAAGAAGUCCAGUUUAUCUUAUCGUGAUUUUCUGGAACCAGCUGCAGUGAAAGGAAACGCAAUCGGCUUGGGAUUGAUAUUUCUUAACCAGUUCAGUGGUCUUUACGCAGUGACUCUGUACACAUCAACCAUAUUUCAAAUGUCAGGAUCUACCCUUGACCCAAACGCAUCAACCGUCAUUUUUGGUGCAGUUCAACUUUUAGGAACUUUCAUUGCGGCUGCUCUUGUGGAUCGACUGGGUAGAAGAAUCCUUCUCAUUGCAUCAAGCCUCGGAACAGGUUUGGGCUCCUUUGGACUUGCCACGUUUUCCUACUUCAGCCAAACACAAGAUUUAAGUUACUUGAGUUGGAUCGCAGUAGCCAGCUUGUCGUUGUCAAUCUUAUUAGGAUCGUUUGGAUUGAUCCCACUGCCUUAUGUGGUGUUAACAGAGGUGUUACCACAAAAGGUGAAAGCGGCUUCAGUCACAUUUUGCAUAUGCAUGCUGAGCGUUUCAGCUUUUAUAGUCCUUAAAUCCUAUCCUGUCCUAAUGGAGACUAUUGGCCUCCAUGGUGUCAUGUGGAUAUCAUCUGCAGUUACUGCGGUUGGAGCGGUGGGAAUCUAUUUCUUCUUGCCAGAGACGAAAGGUAAACGCCUUGAGCAAAGUGACAAUGCAGCCUGAUACUCAAAAUAUCAAACCAGUAACAAAUUUGUGAUUCAGUAUUAGUAUUAAGGCCAAGCGCAUAAAUUGUAUAUAGAAUCAAUUGAUAAGAUUAAAUAAAGUAAAGCUAAAAUGUUUCAA